CCCUAUUAAUAACAUUGGCUUUAGCAGGCAGACUGGUAAAAUGCCAGCCAUGUUGCAAGCCACCUAAUAAGUGGGUUGGGCCUGUGACAAGUGGCUAAUGUGCUGCUGCCACCCCGGGUAACAUCUUACAGCAGAAGCCUGCAGUCUCAACCAUGACUGACCUCCAACUUGUACAUAAGCCCGCUGUCAUUUUUGAUAUUGGUUCGGGCAACUGCAAGGCUGGAAUGUCAGGUGAAGACUUACCAACAGCAGUAGUUCCUUCCGUAGUUGGACACUUAUCAGAUCGGUCAGCAAUGCUAGGAGCAGGUCAGCAGCCGUACUAUGUCGGAGAAAUGGCCAUGAGCAAAAGAGCAAUCUUAGAUCUGGUUUUUCCAAUCAAAGAGGGCAUUGUUAAAUCUUGGGACAACAUGAUAAAAAUCUGGAAAUAUUUAUACAAAUAUGAGCUUAAAAAACCAUCCAGUGAACACCCCGUCUUUCUGACAGAGGCACCUUUAAACCCUCUUAGAAACCGGCACAAGAUGGCGGAAAUCUUCUUUGAAAAUUUCAACGUGCCUGCAAUGUAUGUGUCGCAUCAAGCCAACCUGGCACUUUACGCUUCUGGCCUUACUACAGGCAUUGUAUUAGAUGUUGGAGCAGGUAUCACCCACACUGUUGCUAUUUAUGACGGCGUUGCUUUACCACAUGCGGUGUCCAAGCUGCCUGUGGCAGGUCGAACCAUCACUCAAUAUUUGAUGAAGUUGCUCACAGAAAAUGGUUACAACUUCAUCACCGCGGCGGAGAGGGAGAUUGUCCGGGACAUCAAGGAGAAACUUUGCUACAUUGCAUUAGAUCCCAGCGCCGAAUAUGAAAGGAAUCCAAAAGAUAUCACUAAAGAAUAUACUCUCCCAGACGGAAAUGUCAUUAAGAUUGACAGCCAACUCUUCCGUGCUCCAGAGGCGCUAUUCUCACCCAGUAACAUUGGGCUGGAGGCCCCCGGGGUACAGGGCCUGAUAAAUAAUAUAAUCCAGAAGUGCCCUAUAGAUAUACGUCGGGCUCUUUUAAGCAACGUUGUUUUGUCCGGAGGGUCAACUCUAUUCCCUGGAUUUGAUGAAAGGGUUUUAAGAGAACUGGAGAAGAAAGCACCGGACGGAGUUCAAAUUAAGGUCUUAGCAGCCACAGACAGGAAGUACUCUGUUUGGAUCGGUGCCUCUGUUCUAAGCAGCAUGGAUUCAUUCAAGGAGAAUUGGAUCAGGAAAUCAGAAUAUGAUGAAUUUGGUCCAUCCAUUGUCCAUCAAAAAUGACAGUAAAGUAAGGCUAAUAAACCCCCUGCACUAGCA
Molecule: messenger RNA, 1316 nt
Organism: Xenopus tropicalis (tropical clawed frog)
Lineage: Eukaryota; Metazoa; Chordata; Amphibia; Anura; Pipidae
Gene: actrt2
Product: actin related protein T2
Biological process (GO): cytoskeleton organization
Cellular component (GO): cytoskeleton
Source: RefSeq, marked provisional